Messenger RNA from Chenopodium quinoa (quinoa), 2844 nucleotides. Its product is annotated as triadin-like. The transcript has 10 exons. NCBI's taxonomy places the organism in Eukaryota, Viridiplantae, Streptophyta, Magnoliopsida, Caryophyllales, Amaranthaceae. Bases 576 to 2570 code for a protein of 664 amino acids. The record is from RefSeq and is a predicted model, not a curated record.
UUAAUUUAGAAUUUUAGAUAUGUAAUUUUUUUUAAGAAAAAAAAAAUCCAAUAUAAGACCAAGAAUAAUUAUACGAAGUGAAUAAAUAAAUUAUGCUUAUCUUUUACUCGUUCAACAUAAUUUUACACCUGUACAAUUAAGCCAGAAAAAAAGGUCUUUAUGCAACAAUUUAUCAGGCCCAAUAAAACCCAAUUAAAAAAUGGGGCCCAAUAUCAUAUUGAAGAAGUCCAUUCUACUGUACAGCCCAAAACCAUUAACGUUAAGUCUUUUAAAUUUUGUAAAUUACCGAAAAUACCCCUUUUAUGACCCAAAAAAAAAAAAAAAAAAAGGAAAAAGGUUUGAGUAAAUGAUAAGCUGCUCCAACGGCUAGUUUUCCAGAAGUGAGAUCUGUUGUUCUUUUGUUCAGGUUGUUUGUUCAAAACAUUACAUUCUUCUUUCUAAUCUUGCAUUAUUCUCUUGCUUUCUCUCUCCUUAAUCCCUCUUAUACUCAUCCGAUCAAUCGCGCUUUGCUCAAAAACUAAUUAUUUCUUAAGAGUUUGUUGUUGAGAUUAAUUGAUAAGCUAAUAAACAAAAAAAUGGGAGAAAAAUUUCAGCUGACAUCAUCCAUGGAAAGAGAAGCUGAGGUAGAAGAGUUUUAUGAAGAAAUCGAAGCUCCCAAGUUCGUCGAUUUCACACUUCCUAAUCAUUUCUCCCCUGAUGAUUGCUUUUGGUUCUGCUCUCGAGUUGGGUGUGACCAACAACAUAUGCAGGAGAUGGAUUCUGAAGCCAUUUACAAGAAUUUCGUGCUUCGGGUAAUGGCUGCAAGGAGUCCUAAUGUACGAUUUCGACGAGCCUUAAGCCGAAAACCUCCAAGUGAAAGUAAGAAAUGCCCAUUUUCGGCGCCUCCAAAGUCUUCGAAAUCCAGGCUGCAAAGAUUAGGAUUAGUUUCUUGUUCAAUCUCUACAAGGCUUUUUAAUGAAGAGAAAGGAAAGACGAAGGCGGUCGUUGCAAAUGUAAAGCCUGCUUCAACUCCUAAAGCUAGGGUGAAGAAUGUUGCUGCUAAGUAUAUGACUUCUCCUAGGAUGAAAAGGGGGAGUUCUCCUAAGCCUAGUGCCUUCCGAAGUGUACGAAACCCGAUGAAAACGAGCAUUUCGUUACCAAAGAGUAAGGUUGUUUCUAAGGCUUUGGUGUUCAACUCACCUAAGAAAGCUCUAAAGAAGAAGGUGUCGGAGGAGCUGGAUACCCCUAUAAGUAAGUUGUGUGCAGGGGUGAAGAGGCUUGAGAUUAAUAGCCAAAAGAAGGGUAAUGUUACUCGUAAACCGUCCAAGGAUUGUACGAGUGAAAAGAAAAAGUUGCCCUUGGAUCGUUCAAGAAAGGUACUGGGUUCCUCCAAGGUGAAGACACGGGAGGUUGAUUCCAAACUCCCAAUAAGUGUCCAGAGCAAGGCCAAGGCGAAUAAGAGGAAGCAUGCUGGUGCUGCUCAACUAGAAGUUGAAAAGGGUGGAAAUGAAUAUAGUGAUAUGGAAAUUGAUGACAAGUCGAGGUGUGGCUCUUUGGACUUGGGAUCAGCAACAGUAAAGCCGAAGGCUGAAGAUCAUAGCAGCUCCCAAGAAGAAAGGACAUUAACCUCGGAUAGGCCUAUGACAGGUGAAAGUUCAGGGGCAGUAUCUUUGAACACUCAGAAGACUGAUAUGCAGUCAGGUACAGUUUCAGAUGACAAAGAUUCAGCAGGUCCAGUUUCAGAUGACAAAGAUUCAGCAGAAGUGAGCACUGAGGCAGUUCAAGCUCCGAAAGCAGAUGAACAAAGCCAAGAGAAGGACAAUACAAUUACAGAUGAUCUUGAAAAUCAGAAUCCAGGAGUAGUCAGUAAACUCGAGGACAACGAUGACAAAGAGAAUGCUUUGACUUCUGCUGAUAUCAGGAACUUGAACAGCAACAAUCUCAGCAAACACGAUGCACCUGUAAAACUCAAGGUGGUCAAAACAAAGCAGAACUCUCAAAAACUGGACAAAAAUUCGAAAGAAAACUGUCCUGCAGAAACUGGUGGUACACAGGGAUUAAAGAACAAGAAACUCAAGCCAACAAACCCUAAGCCUUUUAGGCUAAGAACUGAUGAAAGAGGAAUUCUGAAAGAGGCAACCCUAGAGAGAAAAGUUAAUUCCCAUGAAAUUUCAUCAACUACAAGUGAAAACUCACAGGGAGUAUCUGACAACAAAGAGAAAGGAGGCAAGAAAGAUGAGGGCAAACUUAAACCAAUCAAGAGCAGAUACAUGACAUUAAAGGGACUAAAGCCAAAGUUGGAGAAGAGCUCUGGAGUUGCCAAAUAUCCUACCCUGCAGAAACAUGAUAUUGGACCUCAGAGGGAAAUCGAUUCUCAUGUGAAAUCUCAGGGACGCAGUGCAAUUGAAAAAUCUAAAACUAUAUCGAGACCAAAGGAAUCAAGAAAACAGGGAAAGGAGGCUGUUGAACCAACAAAGAAAGCUUCUGAAGCUCAGAAAUCAGCAACAAAGGGGAAAAGGCCAGUAACUAUCCCAAGAGAGCCAAAUUUUCAGAGUUUGCAUAAACCAAAAAGCUGCACAAGAAACAAAUGAGGAUUUGAACAAUUGACACAUUUAGAGUGAAUUCUUUUUGUCAAGUUUCUAGAGUGAACAAUUCCUUUUCUUUUUGGUGAUUUGGUUCAAUUAAUUCAUUGAAUAUCUUAAUUGUAUUAAAGAACAAAGUGUGUGCAUGUACUUCACAAUUUUACAUAAAAGAGUGUGUCUUCUUGGUUUUAAUGGAAAGUAAGUGUUGUAACCAUUAUCCCAUUUGUUCUUCUCAUGUGGUUGAUUAAGUUUUUUUGGUUUGAUUGUGUUGAAUCAAAGGAAA